GGUGUGGAAUCAUUUCAGGCCUUCUAGUGUUUCCCUCAUAGCUUGGCUUUCACACCUCCCAUUCUUCUGCUGCCUCUGGUUCACACAAACGCCCGGGCGCCACUCUGUAUUCUGCCAAAGACGCCCAAAGACGCACGGCGAUGGCCUCCAUGGGGUUGCAGAUGGCCGGUUGCGCCUUGGCACUCUUCGGUUGGAUUGGGGUUCUCAUCGUCUGCGCCGCGCCCAUGUGGCGGGUCACGGCGUUCAUCGGCAACAACAUUGUGACCUCGCAGAUCAUGUGGGAGGGCAUCUGGAUGAGCUGCGUGGUGCAGAACACCGGCCAGAUGCAGUGCAAGGUGUACGACUCCAUGCUGGCGUUGAGCAAUGACCUUCAGGGCGCCAGAGCUUUGGUGGUGGUUUCCAUCGUCGUCGGCAUUGUGGGACUCCUGAUUGCUUUUGUCGGGGGAAAAUGCACAAACUUCAUUCCGGAGGAGAAGGCCAAGGCCAGGGCCUCGGCGGCUGCAGGAGCCAUCCUGAUCGUCAGCGGAGUCCUCUGCCUCGUUCCCGUUUCCUGGACGGCCAGCAUCAUCAUCCAGGACUUCUACAACCCUCUGGUGGUGGAGGCGCAGAAACGAGAGAUCGGGGCGUCUCUGUACAUCGGCUGGGGCGCCGCGGCGCUGCUCAUCCUGGGAGGGGGGUUUCUGUGCGCCAGCUGCCCCCCAAAAGAGGAAAACGCCCCCUCUGUGAAGUAUCUGCUGAACAGAUCGGGAGGAAACAGCCAAGGAGAAUCAUAUCGAUCAUCCUCACCGACGAAGACGUAUAUUUGAGACGACCCGGAAUUCGGACUGCAAAAACACAAAAUCUGACCAAAUACUUUUGGUCUAGUUUCUACUGGAAAUAUCUCGAUACACUUUAAAUAGGA
Xiphophorus hellerii (green swordtail) is the source of this 901-nucleotide messenger RNA. Its product is annotated as claudin-4-like. Lineage: Eukaryota; Metazoa; Chordata; Actinopteri; Cyprinodontiformes; Poeciliidae. Gene Ontology annotation, molecular function: structural molecule activity. Bases 141 to 806 code for a protein of 221 amino acids. The record is from RefSeq and is a predicted model, not a curated record. Gene Ontology annotation, cellular component: bicellular tight junction; membrane. The transcript has a single exon.